Messenger RNA from Ochotona curzoniae (black-lipped pika), 1049 nucleotides. RefSeq names its product proline-rich protein 27-like. Lineage: Eukaryota; Metazoa; Chordata; Mammalia; Lagomorpha; Ochotonidae. The record is from RefSeq and is a predicted model, not a curated record. The transcript is spliced from 4 exons. Gene Ontology annotation, cellular component: extracellular exosome. Bases 1 to 945 code for a protein of 314 amino acids.
AUGAAGCUGGUUAUUUGGGCUUGCAUCCUGUGUGUUGCCUUAGCGAGGAGGAGGCGUUUCCCCUUCAUUCGUGAGGAUUACAAUGGCUAUCGUUACCCACUUAAUCCAUCCGCGAAUGUUCCUUUUGGUUUAUGGAACAACAAUUUGCCACCUCCUCCUCCUCCAGCUGCUAGUUACCCCUCAGCAAAUAAUGGCCCCAAUUAUCCUGCACGUGCUGGUCCUGGCAGAGAGACACCUUCAUAUCCCUGGGUUUUCACUGCUCCUAGGAAGCAGUAUGCAUACCAAGCCCCUGGUUAUCCUCCAGCUAGUGGGUAUAAUGCUCCUGUUCCUGGGGCAUCCCCACUUGUCCCACCUGGUGCUCUUGCAGCACCUGCUGCUCCAUUUAGUUCAGCUGAGUCCGCUGCAGGCCUGUCUCCUCCAUCUGAGCCUGCUGCAGCCCCACCUUCUCAAUCUGAGCCUGCUUCAGGCUUACCUGCACCAUCUGGGCCUGUGGCAUCUGCGCCUCUUCCAUCUGAAACUGCGAUGGCUCACCUUGCUGCACCAGCACAUGCUGCAGCUCACCCUGUUGCAGCUCACCCUGUUGCAGCUCACCCUGUUGCAGCUCACCCUGUUGCAGCUCACCUUGCUGCAGCUCAUCCUGCUGCAGUUCACCCUGCUGCAGUUCACCCUGCUUCAUCCAAGCCUGCUGGAGCUGAGCCUAUGGCAGCAGAACCUGCCUCAGCCGAAUCUGCUGGAGACGGAGAAGGAGACGACCCUCUUGCAAACAAACCUAUCUCUGCAGCAGAGGCAGCUGCUGCAGAGCUGGCUGAAGCAGAGCCUCUUGCACCUGAACCGCUGGUAUUUGAGUCUGCUGCAGAUGAGCAUACUUUAGAUGAACCUGUUGCAGAUGAACCUCUUACCACUAACCCUCUGAUCGUUCCACCUCUCUCUGCAGAACAUGCUUAAACUUCUCUUCCAUCAGAUACUGAGGCAGAAACAGUGAAAUCUACAAAACUGUUCUUUCUGUUCCCUAGAUUAUUUCAUUAUAAUAAAACAACGAAUUCCACCAA